Betta splendens (Siamese fighting fish) is the source of this 2702-nucleotide messenger RNA. It is a transcript of the gene ikzf1, whose product is annotated as IKAROS family zinc finger 1 (Ikaros). The transcript has 8 exons. The coding region runs from base 47 to 1978 and encodes 643 amino acids. NCBI's taxonomy places the organism in Eukaryota, Metazoa, Chordata, Actinopteri, Anabantiformes, Osphronemidae. Gene Ontology annotation, biological process: regulation of transcription by RNA polymerase II. The record is from RefSeq and is a predicted model, not a curated record. Gene Ontology annotation, molecular function: RNA polymerase II cis-regulatory region sequence-specific DNA binding; DNA-binding transcription factor activity.
CACCCCCAUCAGCUUCCUCCCUGAGAAUGAAAUAAAUAAACAAUGAAUGGUCCACUCUCCGCGCGCGCCUCAUCCCAUCUCAUGCAUGGCUGCCAGUAAUGGUCUACUGGGUGUCAGCUUUUAUUGGCGCGGCACAAAGCAAGUGCCAAAGGCUCGGCGGCGCGACUCCCCGCCGCACACUCGGCCCGCGGAUAAAAGCGAGCAAAAUGCCCCAGUCGAGCUCAGAGACAUAGUCAUGUUGGGCUGGAACGAGGAAGUGCAGUGGAGAGGGGAGGGACUCCGGGCGCAGCUCCAUGGGGCCGCCGCGGCGCUGCGACCUUCCGCACAUGGAGCCGGGGAGAGUUGGAAGAACUUCAUACUGCAAACUCAAGGAAUAGCAGAGUAUUUGCACCGCAUGGAGACCGAGGAGGCCCAGGAAAUGGCCCAGAUGCCAGGCAGAGACAGCCCCCCUGCCAACGAAGCGUCGGAGGAGGCCGAGGAGCCCAUGGCCGUCCCCGAGGACCUGUCAGCCAGCUCCACCCACCAGCAGAACAACAGAGGGGACAAAGCCUGUAACAUUAAAGUUGAGGCUCGCAGUGAUGAGGAGAAUGGGCUGGCCUGUGACAUGAAUGGCGCGGAGGAGGAGGAGGAGGAGUGCGCGGAAGACUUGCGCGUGAUUGAUGCCUCCGGGGCCAAGGUGAACGGCUCACAGCCGAGCCCCGAAGCCAAGGCCUUCUCCUCGGCCGGCGGUAUCCGGCUGCCCAACGGGAAGCUCAAGUGCGAUAUCUGUGGGAUAGUUUGCAUUGGCCCCAAUGUGUUGAUGGUGCACAAGCGAAGCCACACGGGAGAGCGUCCCUUCCAGUGCAACCAGUGCGGCGCCUCCUUCACGCAGAAGGGCAACCUGCUGCGUCACAUCAAGCUCCACUCGGGGGAGAAGCCCUUCAAGUGUCACCUGUGCAGCUACGCGUGCCGCAGGAGGGACGCCCUCACCGGCCAUCUGCGCACCCACUCGGUUGGAAAACCUCAUAAGUGUGCCUACUGCGGGAGGAGUUACAAGCAGCGCAGCUCUCUGGAGGAGCACAAGGAGCGGUGUCACAACUACCUCCAGUGCAUGGGGCUCCAGACCAGCAUCUACACAGUAGUAAAGGAAGAAAGCAACCAGAAUGAGCAGAGGGAAGACUUAAGCCAGACGGGAUCUGACAGAGCCUUGGUGCUAGACAGACUAGCUAAUAAUGUAGCUAAACGUAAGAGCACUAUGCCACAGAAGUUUGUGGGUGACAAGCGUCUGCAGGACUUGUCCUCCUACGACGGCGGAGCCGGCGAGCUGAUCCAGCCCCACGUCAUCGACCAGGCCAUCAACAGCGCCAUCAACUACCUGGGCGCCGAGUCCCUGCGGCCCCUGGUCCAGACCUCCCCGGCCUCGUCCUCCGAUGUGGGCAUCAACGCCAUGUACCCGCUCCACAAGCCCGGCGCCGAGGGCCACGCGGGCCCGGGCCUCGGCCUGUCGGCCAAAGACAGCGCCGCCGAGAACCUGCUGCUGCUCUCCAACUCCAAGUCGGCGUCCAGCGAGAAGGACGGCUCGCCCAGCCACAGCGGCCAGGACUCCACCGACACCGAGAGCAACAACGAGGAGCGGGCGGGCGGCGGCGGCGGCGGCGCCGCGCCGGGCCUCAUCUACCUGACCAACCACAUCACCUCGGGCGUGAGGAACGGCGUGCUGCCGCUGGUGAAGGAGGAGCAGCAGAGGCAGUACGAGGCCAUCCGGGCCAGCAUGGAGAUGGCCUCCGAGGGCUUCAAGGUGGUGGCGGCGGACGGGGAGCAGGUGAGGGCGUACCGCUGCGAACACUGCCGCGUGCUCUUCCUGGACCACGUCAUGUACACCAUCCACAUGGGCUGCCACGGCUUCAGGGACCCGUUCGAGUGCAACCUCUGCGGGCACCAGAGCCGAGACAGGUACGAGUUCUCCUCUCACAUCACACGGGGGGAGCAUCGCUACUAAGUCCCCGCACACCCGGAAUAAGUACAACACAACGAUACACUGGUGAUGGCUGAGGGUUGUGUGUUUUUAUACAAAGUAUGCAUGUUUGUUGAACACAGAUAAAUGUACACGCCUACUAAAAAAAUGAAAAGAAACUAAAUAUUUACUGAAGCAGAGCUACUGUGCCACAUACUACAUAGGUUUUGAGUCAUGUAUUUACAUUUGCCACCUGUAUAAAAUGUACAAAUGUGACUUUUGUUUUGAAAAAAAAACAGACAUAUAUUUGUGUCUUAGUUUGAAAGUAGAAAAUAUUUCCAUUCCUUCAUUUCAAAGUCUCGGCCACUUACUGAGGAGUCGUGAAAAGGUUCUUUUGUGCAGUUGCAACUUUAACAUGGAUUUUAAAUGCAAUCAAUAAAAUCUCAACAAUCAGUGUAGAUAAUCACACAUUUACCUUGCAUUUGUAGCAACCUACAUAUUAUUUAUAUCACAUAUACACUCUGUCUGUUUUUAUUUGUAUUUAUUACAGUGGUUGUUGUUUGUCUAUAGAGUAGUUAAUAAAAGAUGCAUCUCUUUUUGUUCAACUGUACUUAAUGUAUUUGAGGUGAAAACAUGACUGCUGCUGCUGUUAUCCUGGCCUUUUUGUUUUAUACCUGAUGGCUAAGAUUUGACUCAUAUAAUGGAUGUGAGACAUUUGAAGGGAGGUUUAUGCUUGCAAAAUAUCAAUAAAGAAUAUUUUAUAUAUGCA